AUCAUUAUCAUCCACUGUCCACUGUCUGUCACCCUGUCACUCACCCACACUCAUCCCCCCUGAAUGGAGAGUGAUAAUUCACGCUCCCACUCAAACUCAAUUUGCCAUUCCCAUCCCUCCUCAACCAUGGAGCCUUGGGAUCACCAACACAGCCACCCCCAGGACAGCGACCGAGAGGAUAGAGGCAGAGACGGAGACGCGGAAACCAGAGAUAACAAUGACGAGAAUGAUGACCGCCCGCGCAAACGCCGUCGCAAGUACAUCGCCAAGGCAUGGUAUGUUCCCCACUCGUUUGUACCUAUAUCCACACCUGUCUUUCUAUCUAUCUAUCUAUCUAUCUAUCUAUCUAUCUAUCUAUCUACCUACGUACCUUUGUACCUACCUCCACCCCCAUGCAAAAAGAAAUGUAUACGGAGUAUACAUCAUGCAUUAUUUCCCAGUCCAGUGAAGGUGGAUAUGAAGAUGGAAAUGAAGAAGAAGAUCGAGACAGACUAUCUAACCAUCACAGCAACGAAUGCAAACGCCGCAAAAUCAAAUGCAACGGGCAGUCGCCCUGCCAGCGCUGCGGCCGGCAACGCGUCAACUGCGUGUAUGAUAAUCCGCCCAGGGGGGACGAUGGGAUGGGUGGGAAUCAGUAAGUUUUUUUUUUUCCCCCCCGCUGUUUCUGUAUUCUGCCCUUCUUUUUAAGUUUAAGAAAAAAGACGCACAAAAAAAAAUCAAUAAUUGAAGUGGAGGAAUCGGUGAAUGAAUGCAAUGGA
This is a messenger RNA of Aspergillus heteromorphus CBS 117.55, 758 nucleotides long. RefSeq lists its product as uncharacterized. The transcript has a single exon. The record is from RefSeq and is a predicted model, not a curated record. NCBI's taxonomy places the organism in Eukaryota, Fungi, Ascomycota, Eurotiomycetes, Eurotiales, Aspergillaceae. The coding region runs from base 64 to 687 and encodes 207 amino acids.